AAAAAGAAAACCCUACACAGAGGGCUACUCACAAAAGUAAAAGCCCUACCAAAUAAAAAACCCCAAAAAAAUGGAAAGCGGUUGGCUUUCGGUUAGCUAAUCCUUUAUUCCACCGGCGAAGGCGACCGCCACCGUGGACACAAUCGGCCGACGGAAGAUUCGUAGAUGAAGAAGAAGAAGUUGAGGUGAGAGCGUUUCCGUCAUUUCGUUAGACGACUCUGUUCUCUUCCAUGACUGCCUUGGGAAGCAGUUCCACCGGAAUGUACCCUUUCAGUGGGGGCGGAGGCAGCGGUUUCUGGUCGGCAGUGGCGCCACCGCAUUCCAAAGCUGCUUUGGCCUUUACUGCAGUCGCUGGUCUCGCCCUCUUCGCUGCCAUCUACUACACUACAGCUAGAGCUCUUCGACGAAUUAACACUUCAUUGUAUUCGCCAAAAUCACCGUCAUCGUCAUCGUUGUCGUGGAAUCAUUUACGUUCGGUUCUAUUCGUCGUUACUUCUUCUUCACCAGCUUCCCGUUCUUCUUCCGAUCGUGGUCGGCUGAAAUCACCCUGGUCUCAUCGGAGAAGGAGAAAUGCCCUCACACCUCAGCAAUGGAGAAGUUUGUUUACACCUGAUGGCAGGCUCUGUGGUGAUGGAAUCAAGUUGCUGAAGAAAGUUCGCAGUAGUGGUGUUGAUCCAAGUAUUAGGGCUGAGGUCUGGCCAUUUCUCCUUGGAGUCUAUGAUCUGAACAGUUCUAAAGAAGAAAGGGAGGUUGUUAGUGCUGAGAAAAAAAUGGAAUAUGAGAAACUUCGCAGACAGUGCUGGAAGCUCCAAAAGCAAAGUAAUGGAAGUUUUAAGUUAAAUGAUACUGAUGGGACUGGCCAAACUGGAGACAGUGGAAGUCUAUUUCAAGAGAAAGAUGUGUGUAGCUCUGAAGAUGUAGUUAGUGCCAAGGAAUUUCUUUCUGAUGAGGAGAGAAGCCUGUAUGCUGAAUAUUCUGAUGAACCAUGCAGUGAAUUGUUGGAAGGAGGAGAUGAUAGUUCAAGGAGAAAUUCUAUUGCUGAUGUAUCUGCACUAAAAAGUGAGUCAUCUGACUCAGACUCCUCAGAUGACCCUGUAUUGAUUCAGGGUUCCUCUUCUUCAGAACCUGGGGAGAAGAAAGAUUCUGGCAUGCAUAAGAAAGAGAAUGUUUCUCCAUCAACUGCAGAAGUCCAGUCAAAACCACUCACAACAGAAGAUUUUGCCAUUUGGCAGCGGAUUAUUUGCCUUGAUGCUGUGCGUGCCAAUUCUGAAUGGAUACCAUAUUCUCCAAUUCAGGCUGCAGUAUCAGAUGCUAAGGCACAGCAUUUGGCUGAGGCUGUUGGGCUAAAAGAUUAUGAUCAUCUGGAGCCUUGCCGGAUUUGGCAUGCUGCAAGACUAACUGCCAUUCUUGAAGCCUACGUGCUUUAUGAUCCUGAAAUUGGGUACUGUCAGGGCAUGAGUGACCUACUGUCUCCCAUAAUUACUGUCAUUACUGAGGAUCAUGUGGCUUUCUGGUGUUUUGUAGGCUUUAUGAAGAAAGCUAGGCAUAAUUUUAGGCUUGAUGAGGUAGGAAUCAGAAGGCAACUGAAUAUCGUUUCAAAGAUAAUCAAAAUCAAGGAUUCUCACCUCUACAGGCACUUGGAGGAGCUGCAGGCUGAGGAUUGCUUCUUUGUAUACAGGAUGGUUGUCGUGAUGUUCAGGAGGGAAUUGUCAUUUGAACAGACACUUUGCCUAUGGGAGGUAAUGUGGGCUGAUCAAGCAGCAAUUAGAGCUGGGAUUGGGAAUUCUGCAUGGUGCAAGAUAAGGCAGCGAGCCCCACCAACAGAUGAUCUGUUGCUGUAUGCAAUUGCAGCAUCAGUCUUACAGAAGAGGAAAUUGAUCAUACAGAAGUAUAGCAGCAUGGAUGAGAUCUUAAGGGAGUGCAAUAGUAUGGCAGGACAUCUUGAUGUAUGGAAACUCCUGGAUGAUGCACAUGAUUUGGUGGUUACUCUUCAUGACAAGAUCGAGACAUCUUCUGAUUGCUGAACAAAAUCAUUGCAAUCAAUCCACUAAUUCUUAUGUGCUUCAGUUGUUUCUUCAGCCUUGGUUCUGACAUGGUUCGUUUCCUAUGACCGCCAGUCAAAUUUCCCAUUUUUGUUGCUGGUCACUGUGAGGUAGGAACCUGCAUUGUGUUGUGCCACUUUUUGGCACAUGGGAUGGGACAUCUAUCACUAGUCUUGAAAUGGGGGUCGUAACUCUUUGUAUUCCCCCACAUGAGAUUGAGGAAAGAGGCUGCAGAAAAUCAGUGUGAACAACAGCAGCAGCCCAUGAUCGUUUUAACAAUUUCAAGAUAAAUUAAUAUUUUCUUUUUCAUUUUAACUUUUAACACUGUAGCUAUAGCUGAGUAUUUUAUAAUAGAAAUAGAAAAAAAUAGAAACA
This is a messenger RNA of Rubroshorea leprosula, 2417 nucleotides long. NCBI's taxonomy places the organism in Eukaryota, Viridiplantae, Streptophyta, Magnoliopsida, Malvales, Dipterocarpaceae. The record is from the annotation of a GenBank genome assembly.